CAGAUACUCGGACAUGAUACCACUGUUUGGCAGGGCAGUUCCUGAACUGAGCAUGAUCACAAAUGUAGUUGUAGACUACAUUUAUGAUCACCACGGCCACCGAGUUUCUCACUGGAAUGAAAUGCUUUUCAGCCCUGAUAAUCUAAAAGAUUAUGCUAGUUCUAUUUUUUUAAAAGGAGCUGCACUCAAUAACUGUGUUGGGUUUAUUGAUGGAACUGUCCGAGCAAUUUGUCGGCCAGGGAAACUGCAAAGAGCUGUCUACAAUGGUCACAAACGUGUCCAUGCUAUUAAAUUUCAAUCUGUUGCUCUGCCAAAUGGAAUGAUUGGUCAUUUGUAUGGACCUAUGGAGGGAAGAAGGCACGACUCUUUUAUGCUUGCACAAUCUGGUCUACUAAACCAACUUCAAACAUUUUGCUUUACUGAAGAAGGCCAACCUCUAUGUCUAUAUGGAGACCCAGCUUACCCAUUAAGGGUACACCUGCAGGCUCCAUUCAGAAAUGCUGUUUUAACUCAGCCGAUGAAAGAAUUCAACAAAUCUAUGAGCAAAGUUCGCAUAGCAGUUGAAUGGCUUUUUGGAGACAUCGUGAACUAUUUUAAAUUCAUGGAUUUUAAAAAGAAUUUAAAAAUUGGCCUGAGCUGUGUUGGGAAAAUGUAUAUUGUUUGUGCAAUACUACGCAAUGCAUUAACUUGCCUCUAUGGAAAUCAAACCUCAGAGUAUUUUGGUCUAAGCCCUCCCACUCUACAAGAGUAUUUUGGGAACUAUUGACUAAAGACAUUGUAGAUAAAACAUUUAUUGCACACUCUGUAAAGUACAGUACAAUAUUAAAACCAUAU
Messenger RNA from Dendronephthya gigantea, 834 nucleotides. RefSeq lists its product as uncharacterized. Lineage: Eukaryota; Metazoa; Cnidaria; Anthozoa; Malacalcyonacea; Nephtheidae. The coding region runs from base 14 to 766 and encodes 250 amino acids. The record is from RefSeq and is a predicted model, not a curated record. The transcript is spliced from 2 exons.